Xenia sp. Carnegie-2017 is the source of this 955-nucleotide messenger RNA. RefSeq names its product ubiquitin-like-specific protease ESD4. Lineage: Eukaryota; Metazoa; Cnidaria; Anthozoa; Malacalcyonacea; Xeniidae. The coding region runs from base 14 to 466 and encodes 150 amino acids. Gene Ontology annotation, biological process: proteolysis. The record is from RefSeq and is a predicted model, not a curated record. Gene Ontology annotation, molecular function: cysteine-type peptidase activity. The transcript is spliced from 6 exons.
ACAGAAACUACUCAUGAAAGGACACGUAUCAAAGCGACCAUUAGAUCUUUCGGGAUGCAACUUACAUGGAGUGAGGAGAUACACACCUAAAAACAUGUAUCAAUAUAAAAUGAUUUUUAUACCAGUCUGCGACAUGACACAUUGGUGGCUAGUGGUCUUUGAAGUUUUCACAAGUCGUUUAUACGUGUUGUGCAGCAUGGGUUGGAAGAAUAAAACUGUUGCUUCAAACAUAAGAAGGUAUCUCCAACACAUAAAAGAAGAGCAACAAUGGCCAGACCACAUGGGAAGCAUUUCAGAGCCUAUUUAUGCGGAUGUUGCAAGGCAAAAAAAUGGUCACGAUUGCGGCGUAUAUUUGUUAGAGUUUGCAAGAGUAAUAAUAAAGGAGGGAUGCAUCAACUCAUCGAUAGAAAAUAUAAACAGUGAGGGAAGACGUACGCAGCUAAAAGAGCUUCUUCAGUCCCUGUAACAGUCGACCUGUUUACACACAAUGAAAAACAGGCGUUAUAUAAAUGGUCAAUGCUCGGCACAUUUGUUCAAUUACUUCUUCAUAUAAACUCUGAUUGUGUCAUGAGGUGCAACAUUACUACUACAUAGAAUAAUCGUGGAGUAAAUAUAUAUACUUAAUAACUAAUGAGUACCAGCAUUAUCCAUUGACGUUGAAAAGCUAUAAUAUCGUGCGAGUUAUGAUUUCAACAUUUUAAAAAUUGAUUUCAUUCAUUUUCAUAUCCAAAAUUUUUCAUUAUGCUAUAAAUGCGAAAAAUAUGAAGCUGUUUGAGGACAAAAUGUUACAGCUAUACGUUACGCAGACAUGUCAUAAAUAUGACGUAUUUUCUUUAAAAUGAUGAAUUUAGAAAAAUAUUUCAACUGUUACUUAGACUUUUUUUGUUUGUUCCAAAGUGUUAGCAUUUCGUUUCAACAUGGUUCCCAAUUAAAUAAUACUGGUUUUCAAAUACUA